Molecule: messenger RNA, 4404 nt
Organism: Trichophyton benhamiae CBS 112371
Lineage: Eukaryota; Fungi; Ascomycota; Eurotiomycetes; Onygenales; Arthrodermataceae
Exons: 4
Coding region: 1-4404 (1467 amino acids)
Biological process (GO): mitotic DNA replication initiation; leading strand elongation; DNA replication
Cellular component (GO): alpha DNA polymerase:primase complex
Molecular function (GO): DNA-directed DNA polymerase activity; purine nucleotide binding; single-stranded DNA binding
Source: RefSeq, a predicted model, not a curated record
AUGUCUUCUCGUGCCAAAAAGUUAGAAGAGCUGAGGGCUCUCCGUGCCUCUGGAAAGAAGCGGCUUUCGACUUACGAAAUUCAAGAAGACGAAGAUAUUUACGAACAAGUUGACGAGGAAGGGUAUAAGAAGGUUGUCCGAAAACGACUAGAUCGCGAUGACUUUGUGGUUGAUGAUAAUGGCGAGGGCUACGCAGACGACGGUCGGGAAGAGUGGGAUGAUACCCGACUUGCAGCUAGCGACAGUGACAGUGACGGCUUGCCAGUCAGGGGGAAAGCCGCUAAGCGGAAGCGUGAAGAAGAUAACAAGAAAAAGGAGGAAAUAAACAAUGGAAUUAAUAAGUAUUUUACGGCCACCCUCACCAAACAGGCCUCGAAACCAAAGCCUGUUGCUACGGCUGAUGACGAAGCGUUUCUUGCGGAUAUUCUAGGUGACGUUGAGACGAAUAUAGCCCCUUUGAAUGUUCCUGUCAAGAAAUCCGUAAAGUCCGAGACCAGGAGAAAAGUACGGAUUGUUUCCCCUCCAGCUCAACCAAAGCCAAGAGUGAAGAAGACCGAGAUCGACCAGGAGAAUGAUAGUCCCCACCCAAAAGAUAAUUCAGCAGCAGAUGUGGAAUUUGAAGAUGAUGUUUUCCUUGAUGGUGGUGACGACGAUGCCAUUAUGAGUGAGCAGCCAUUACCUUCAUCCCCAGUUGCUAGUGCAGUGGAGCGGAAGACAGCCGGUACCUCGAGAUCGAAACAAGUUGUAAUCAAAAAGGAAGAAGACGACGAUGAUGGAGACGACGAUAUGCUGGAUGUAGCAGAAGCUGUUGCGGACCAUAGUGCUAAUACACCAAGCGUCAACAUGGUUGGAAAGCGGCCGCCUCCAAAAGUCAAGAAAGAAGUAUACGAUGAUCCUAUGGCUUCUUCUCCGGCCCGGGCCACAACCGAAAUGAUCAAUCCUUCAUCCUGGAAUGAUGUAACGAACAAGUUGAAUGUUCUCAACAGCUCGGUCACUGAUAUGCAACGAUUCGGAAAACUUACCUGUCAGGAAGCUGUGGAGGAGGACGGUAGCUUGAGGUUUUUCUGGUUGGACUACACUGAAAUUAACGGUAGUCUCUGCUUAUUCGGAAAAGUCAAGAAUAAGACCAACAACAACUACGUGAGUGCUUUUGUUAAAGUCGACAAUAUUCUUAGGAAACUAUAUUUCCUUCCCCGAGAAUACAAAUAUAUCCGUGGCCAAACUACCAGUGAAGAGGUUGACAUGGAAGAUGUCUAUGGGGAGGUGGAUAAUAUCAUGAGCAGAUCGAAAGUUGAGAUGCAUAAAAUCAAACCUUGCACUCGAAAAUACGCUUUUGAGUUGCCAGACAUUCCUAAAGAAGCCGAAUACCUCAAGCUGAUGUAUCCCUACACGAAACCUGCCUUACCGAUGGAAUUGAAAGGCGAGACAUUUUCUCAUGUUUUCGGAACGAAUACUGCUCUUUUUGAGCAAUUUGUCCUGUGGAAGAAUAUCAUGGGUCCCUGCUGGUUAAAAAUUGAAGAUGCAGACUUCACAGCGGUCAAUGGAGCUUCAUGGUGCAAGCUUGAGUGCCAGGUCACAAAUCCUGCCGAAAUUUCAUUAGUUCCAGACUCCGAGGAGAUUGAAACGCCCCCAUUGACACUCAUGAGCUUGUCUUUCAGAACACAGUUAAAUGUCAAGGAAAAUAAGCAAGAGAUUAUCGUUGCUUCGGCUCGUGUAUAUGAGAAUCUUUCUCUCAGUGAUACCACACCACCUGAGAACCUGCCUUGCAAGACCUUUAGUGUUAUGAGGCCUUCAAAUCUCUCUUACCCCCUUAGAUUUGAAGCCGAAGCUAAAAAGCAGCGUGGUACUGUCAUGCUCGAGAAAACUGAACAAUUUCUUCUCAGCAAGUUCCUGGCUUUGUUCGAAAAAAUUGACCCAGACGUCAUCAUGGGCCAUCAGCUUCAAGAGGUGGAUUUUAACGUCCUACUCAGCCGAUUGAAGGAGAAGAAAACCCCUGGAUGGCACCGAAUUGGCAGACUGAAGCGUGGCGAAUGGCCUAAGAAUUUCUCAAAAGGCUCCGGAUUCUUCAGUGACAGACAACUUCUAGCAGGGAGACUUCUUUGCGAUGUUGCUAAUGACAUGGGCAAGUCUUUGAUGAUGAAAUGUCAGUCGUGGACCUUGACUGAAAUGUGCCAACUUUACUUGGGCGAGGGUGAUCAGCGCCGAGAAGUCGACACCGAAGCUGCUCUCAAAACAUGGGCAACUAGUAAAGAAGGGCUGAUGAACUUUCUCAGCCAUUGUGAAGCAGAUACAUACUUCAUUGCUGCACUUGUUCUCAAGCUACAGAUGCUUCCUUUAACUAAAGUCCUUACCAACCUGGCUGGAAACUCCUGGUCUAGAACACUUAGCGGAACUAGAGCCGAGCGAAAUGAGUACAUUUUGCUUCAUGAGUUUUACCGUGGUAAAUAUAUUUGCCCGGACAAAUAUGGACACAAGACCCAGAUCAAGAUUGAGGAAAAUGAAGGAGAAGAAGAUGGAGCAGACAAAAAGAAGAAGGAGAAAUACAAGGGUGGCCUCGUCUUUGAACCUGAAAAGGGUCUGUACGACAAACACGUUCUCGUCAUGGAUUUCAAUAGUUUGUACCCCAGUAUCAUCCAGGAGUUCAAUAUCUGCUUCACAACGGUAGAUCGACAUGCAUCAUCUGAAAAUGACCGAGAGGAGAGUGUUCCCGAGGUCCCAGAUAGCGAUCAACCGUUAGGCAUCCUACCACGUCUCAUUGCCACUCUUGUCAGCCGCCGAAGAGAAGUGAAAAAAUUGAUGAAAGACAAAAGUGCUACUCCCGAAGAACUUGCUCUUUGGGAUACCAAACAGUUAGCCUUGAAACUAACAGCAAAUUCCAUGUACGGAUGUUUGGGUUAUACACAAUCACGAUUUUAUGCCCGACCUCUUGCCAUGCUUACAACAUUCAAAGGACGAGAAAUUCUACGGAACACGAAGGAACUUGCAGAGACUAACCAACUUCGAGUUAUCUACGGAGAUACCGAUUCAGUCAUGAUCAAUACUAACACAGACAAUGUUCAGGAGGCACUCAAAGUUGGCAAUGAAUUCAAACGUUUGGUCAAUCAGAGAUACAGACUUCUUGAGAUUGAUAUUGACAAUGUGUUCAAGAGGCUUCUUCUGCACGCAAAGAAGAAAUAUGCCGCAAUUAACUUAUCAGAGGUUGAUGGGAAGUACGUUGAACAUCUCGAAGUUAAGGGUUUGGAUAUGAAGCGUCGAGAAUUCUGUGCUUUGUCAAAGGAGGUUUCCACCAAGUUACUGCAUGAGAUCUUGUCAGGAGAUGAUGUUGAAGUUGUCCUUAACAAAAUCCAUGAUUACUUGCGGGAACUAGCGCAGAAGAUGCAUGAAUAUGCAAUUCCGGUCCAGAAGUAUGUCAUUUAUACGAAACUAUCAAAAAAACCAGAUGAAUACCCAAACAAGGAGACUAUGCCUCCCGCACAGGUAGCUCUGCGUGAGCUUGCCAGGGGCAAAUCCGUACGCCCAAAUGAUGUUAUUUCUUAUAUAGUAACGUUGGGUGACUCAGAGACAUCCUCGCUGCAACCAGCUAAACGCUCAUACACCCUCCAAGAUGUCAUCAAACCCGAUUCUGGGUUGAAGCCAGACGUGGAAUUCUACCUGUUAAAGCAGAUAUUCCCUCCGAUUGAGCGACUAUGUGCCCCUAUUCCCGGUACAGACGCUGCGCGACUCGCUGAAUGUCUCGGCCUGGAUGUUAGAAAAUACCAAAUCUCAAGCAACGCCACACACGGCCAGCAAGAAACAGAGUUAUGCGCCCUUGAAUCACAAAUCCCUGACUCAAUUAGAUUUGAGAAAGCUGCCAGGCUAAACCUCCAAUGCCGCUUCUGCCGCAAAAAAUCCACGUUUGAGGGCCUUGUUGCCUCACGAGAUAUGUGUUCUCCCAACGGCCUAUUAUGCCCUGAACCCUCAUGUGGCAAAGCAUUUACGGUCAUAUCCAUUGUUGCACAGCUAGAAAGUCAAAUCCGAGCCCAGACCGCACAGUACUACGAAGGCUGGCUCGUUUGCGACGACUCUGCCUGCGGCAACCGAACUCGUCAAAUGAGCGUUUACGGCCAACGAUGUUUAGGGCCUCGUGGACGUGCUGAAGGUUGUCUUGGUCGUAUGCACUAUGAAUAUAGUGAAAAGCAGCUAUAUAACCAGCUGCUGUACUUUGCUGGACUGUGGGAUGUUGAGAAAGCUAAGGGGAUGGCGGAGAAGGAGGCCUCGGUAGAAAAGAGAGAGGCAAUCUUAGCACUUAUUGCAUGGAAUAGGACACGGUUUGACACAGUCAAAUCGGUUGUGGAUGGGUACUUGAAGAAGUGUGGACGGCAGUGGGUGGACAUGGACGUCUUGUUUGGCUUUGCUAUGGCAUGA